This is a messenger RNA of Hemicordylus capensis (graceful crag lizard), 2970 nucleotides long. It is a transcript of the gene NHLRC2, whose product is annotated as NHL repeat containing 2. The transcript is spliced from 12 exons. The coding region runs from base 203 to 2500 and encodes 765 amino acids. The record is from RefSeq and is a predicted model, not a curated record. Gene Ontology annotation, molecular function: protein binding. NCBI's taxonomy places the organism in Eukaryota, Metazoa, Chordata, Lepidosauria, Squamata, Cordylidae.
GGAACUGCUCCGUUUGAAAUCUCUGGUGGUGUUAUAUAAAAACGUUAAUACACCAUUUUUCCCAUGGUGGAAUGUGUGUGUUUUAACUACAGCGGCCAAUGCAUUCUCUCGAAUGUGCCGAGAACGAAACGGCAGAUUGGUAAACAGAGCGCGCCUUCCAGGAUUCCCUCAGAGGCAAUAGGACAGGAGGGAGGGGAGCAAGAUGGCGGCGGUUGGUGGCUUGGCCGGCCUUCUGCCCGCGCAGAACCAACUGGAGUACGCGCUCGAGGAUGCAGUGACGCCUCAGGAGAAGGAGAACCUGGUCUAUCAGCACCUGCGCAAGGUGGACACCUGGGAGCGGGAUUUGAAAGUCCCCGAGUUUGGAGCAGAUCUACUGUGGCUGAAUACUGAAGGUCCUCUCUCUCUGUACAAAGACCUUUGUGGAAAAGUAGUGGUGUUGGAUUUCUUCACUUAUUGCUGCAUCAAUUGCAUUCACCUGCUGCCUGAUCUCCAUGAGUUAGAACAGAAGUAUUCUACAAAAGAUGGUCUUCUUGUUGUGGGCGUCCACUCGGCAAAGUUUCCUAAUGAAAAGGUUCUGGAUAACAUCAAAAGUGCUGUUCUUAGAUACAAUAUCACCCAUCCUGUAGUAAACGAUGCCGAUGCAACCCUCUGGCAUGAGCUAGAAGUGUCCUGCUGGCCAACACUGGUUAUUGUUGGACCUCGCGGAAAUGUGCUGUUCACUCUGAUUGGUGAAGGACACAAGGAAAAGUUGUUUCUGUUUACAUCAAUAGCACUAAAGUAUUACAGGGAGAAAGGACAAAUCAACAGUAGUACAAUUAGAACACAGCUCUAUAGAAACGCUUUGCCACCUUCUCCUUUGCUGUUUCCUGGCAAAGUCACAGUGGACAGUACCAUGGACAGAAUAGCAAUAGCAGACACUGGACAUCACAGGAUUUUGGUUGUCACAAAAAAUGGUCAAGUGCUGCACACUAUUGGAGGACCAAACAGUGGAAGAAAAGAUGGACCAUUUUCAGAAGCGUUAUUCAGUUCCCCACAGGGGGUGGCUAUAAAAAACAAUAUUAUUUACGUAGCAGAUACAGAAAACCAUCUGAUCAGGAAGAUUGACCUGCAGAUGGAAAUGGUGAGCACUGUUGCAGGAACUGGAAUACAAGGCAUGGAUAAGGAAGGAGGGGCCAAAGGCGAGGAACAGCCCAUUAGUUCACCGUGGGAUGUAGCUUUUGGAACCUCAGUUUCAGCUACCCAUGAAGAUGACAUUCUGUGGAUUGCCAUGGCAGGUACACAUCAGAUCUGGGCACUCAUGUUGGAAUGUGGAAGGCUACCUAAAGGAAGUGAUUUAAAGAAAGGGACCUGCCUUCGGUAUGCUGGGAGUGGGAAUGAAGAGAACCGAAACAAUGCAUAUCCUCAUAAAGCAGGCUUUGCCCAACCUUCUGGUCUCUCUGUUGCUGCUGAAGAACCCUGGAACUAUCUCUUUGUAGCAGACAGCGAGAGCAGCACUGUGCGAACGAUCUCUCUGAAAGAUGGAGCUGUGAAACACCUUGUAGGAGGAGAGAGAGACCCAAUGAAUUUAUUUGCCUUUGGUGAUAUUGAUGGAGCUGGCAUAAACGCAAAGCUACAGCACCCUUUAGGAGUAGCAUGGGAUAAGAGAAGAAGUCUGCUUUAUAUUGCAGAUUCUUAUAAUCAUAAGAAUGCUAGUCAUCAUAGCGGGGAAGAGACAGGUGGCAGAAGAGGAGACAGUAGCAGGAGUAGGCUGAUAUACUGUAAAAAGAUACAUAGGAUUUCUCUUGAUGAAAGCCAGAGCACUCAGAUUAAAUUUGUGGAUCCCAAAAUGAAGAAUUGUGCAACAUUGGCAGGUACAGGAGAAGCAAGCAAUGUUAUUGGUUCCAGCUUCACCACAUCAUCUUUUAAUGAACCUGGAGGCCUAUGUGUCGAAGAAAAAGAGUGUUUGCUCUAUAUUGCAGACACAAACAAUCAUCAAAUUAAAGUGCUAGAUUUAGAGACCAAAAUUGUUUCAUUGCUACCUCUUCUAAGUACCGAAACACUGGACACUGUAGAUGCCUCACAUGUGCAAAAGACUGAUAUGGCAAAAUUACCAAAGCUGCCAAAAUCUGCUCCAAAUCUUCAGCUACCAUCACUGAUUGUAAGCCCGGGCCAGACACUCCACUUCAUGUUAAAACUGAGCCUUCCUCCAGUUACCAAGCUGACUGAAGAAGCACCCAGUUCAUGGUUUCUCUCAGCAGAAGGCAGUGAAUGGUUGCUUCAUGAACAGAACAUAUUUGGAAAAAUUGAGGACAUUUCCAAACAACCUGUAAUCCCACUGCAGAUACCCAUGAGCUGUCUGUCAGCUGAAGUUGUACUGUCAAUCAAAGUGUGCCUUUAUUACUGUAGCAAAGACAGCAGUGCAUGUAUGAUGAAAGGAAUCUCAUUCAACCAGCCUUUAGAUAUAACCAAUGCAAAUCAAGGUAGCACAGCUCCAGUUGAGCUUAUAUACGCAUUUAACUAAACCAAAGCAGCUUUUAAACUCCAGUUACUACUUUCUACUUCUUUUUUAAUACAAGAAGACAUGCUCAUAGGGGUUUGUUGUUUUUUAUUCCUGGACUUCCAACAGCAUGUGGUGAAUUCAGUUAUGUAAUUCAGUUCCAAAGUUCACCUUGAAAGCCUGCGGAUAAUGUCUGCAGUAUGAUUGAUCAGAUGAAAUAGACAAGCCUACUGCUGAAUCAUGAAGAAUGUAACAUUUUAGCCCUUUACUUCUUUACAGGAUAAGCAAUAAAUGCUAAAGUGGGUUAGGUCACUAUGAAUAGUGUGAAAUCUUGAUCAAGGAUCCACAGUUUAUAGAGUCUACAUUUGAAAGUUUAGUUUUAAUGCUGUAAUGUUUAUAAGAAACUUGCUCUUUGUAUGGUCAAAGCUACCAUGGGCUAAGCAAAAGCCUAUGAAUUUUAUGCCUUUUCUUGAAUACAUAGUUGAAACACUGAA